Messenger RNA from Astrephomene gubernaculifera, 2106 nucleotides. Lineage: Eukaryota; Viridiplantae; Chlorophyta; Chlorophyceae; Chlamydomonadales; Astrephomenaceae. The record is from the annotation of a GenBank genome assembly.
CCUGUCAACUGGAAGAAUACAGCGUCACUUAAAGGUGCACGUAUUGCAUAGACCAACGACUAUCUGAGGUACAGCACGUGGCCGCUGCGACGAGCGACGGGUAUUAAAAAAGCGCCCUCGCCCUUGAAAGGCACCGGGUUAGGACAACAUGGCACCCGUUAUGCACAGGCUCCUCUGCUGCUUUCUCCCAAGCGACAAUGUGUAUAAGAAUCAUCAAAAAGCUCGGGAUGAACUACCGGCAACCAAGCUCCUUGCAGCAGCUGCUGACCCUAACGUCCCGCUACACGCGUAUUUCAGUUUGAUGCUGCAGCACAUAUCGGACCCGGUCGCAUUGUUCACGCACAAUGGCACGCUGCUCGCGAACAACACUGCAAGCGUGUUGCUGUUCGAGCGCAUGCGCCGGGCACACGUUGGUGGCGUCGACGGCGCCUCCGCAUCGUUGCAGUUCUUGUUCGCAACAGAUAUGGAGGCACUGGAAGAGGCUUUGCAAGCGGUGGAAGCGGGCCGGACAUGGCGGGGGCUACUCCACAUUCCAACCGGCCCUGACGUGGGCAGCCCUGCAUCACCCCACGCGUCCCUAGCGCCAUGCGCCGCCUCCGCAACUUCCGCUGGCGCUGCUCACAACCCCGCCCUCGGCAACUCCAGCAUUCACGGCAACUCCAUCCCGUACCGGGCUUUCAGCUUGCCCAGUCACGGCCUAGCAGAUAGCAAUUUUGGCGCCGGUUAUGGUGGCGGCAGCAACCAUCAAGGCUGUCCUCAAGCGCACUUGCACGCGCACAGUCCGCUGCAGCGCCCCUCCUCGUCCACUGGCCCACUUUACGAUGGUAUGCUCGUCCAUGCGGAUACGGGCAUUUCGUACGGCGGAGCUGGCCUGUCGUACAAUCCGCAUGAGCGCCGUAGCGAGCUUCUCAUUGACGUGCUGACGGGGAGUGUGCAUGGACGCGACUCGUCUGUGGGUCGCUGCCGCGACGGUCCGACUUCACCUCACAACCACCACCUACACGGCCACCCCUUCCACCAUCCCCACCCGCUCCCUCACCCCCAACCCCACCCUCACCCCCAGCAUCCGCACAACACGCACAGUAACGCUUUUGCGGCCCCACCGUCACAUCCAGACUUGUACAACGAGGCCCCGCCACCCGGCACGCCUCCCUCAGGCGCCGCAGCCACUCCUGCAGCUGCAGACACGCCGGCGGCGGCGUCCGUAACAGCUAACGCAUCGUCUGUCAGCACCCCAGGGCGGCUUGCACCUGGCAGCGUCGCUGCCACCGGGGCUGCCGCCGCUGCAGCGGCGGCCGCCUCUGCCACCCGCCGCCGUCGCUCCCUCGACGCACUUGUCGGCAACGGCGACGCUAGCCGUAACGAGGGAGCUGCCGUCCACGGCGCAUGGCAAGCAUCCUUGACGGAUCUCGCAAACCAGGGAACCAGCGUUCGGGGCGCGAAGGACGGCGGCGGUCGGGGCGCCGGUGUGACGUCAUCCAAUCGUUACUUCUUGUCGCUCGACAUUCGCGGCUUCCUGCGUAAAGCGGAGGCAUCGUAUCCGGGAACAUCGGCGUCGCCAGCGACAGCAACGGCGACAUUAAGUAAGCGUACGGCAGGGGCUGUAACGCAGGGCCGGCAUCGGUCUGCUGCCGCUGCUUCGUUGCCGGCUGCAGCCGCUGCUCCGACGGCGCUCGGCGUCGCCGAGGAAGCCAGCUGUCCCAGCCACAACUCCCCAAGGCGCAGCCCCCUAAGCCGCUCCGGCUACACGCGCACCGCCGACACGGCAGCAGCGCCGCAUGGCCCUUGUAACGCUCCCGAUGUUGAAGCGGCGGGUGCUGACGGCUGUCCGACCAACGGCGGCCGAGCGGCGGCCUCCGGCUUGUCACGGAUGGCCCCCGGCCGGCUGAGCUCGAGACGGCUUGCGCCGCCAACUCCCGGUGCCAUGGCAACUGAGGCCAUGCAACGGCCGCCCACCAAACACCAGCAGCACCAGCAGCAGCAACACUCGCAGGAGCCUCAGGAACCCUCGUCAGAGCCCACGCCCGCUGCCUCCCUAUCAGCCUCUCAACUGCAACUGCAGCAGCAGCUGCGUCAGGGGUACACUGCUUUUACCUCCGAAACCAC